This is a messenger RNA of Mercenaria mercenaria, 6548 nucleotides long. RefSeq lists its product as uncharacterized. The transcript has 3 exons. The coding region runs from base 178 to 2637 and encodes 819 amino acids. Lineage: Eukaryota; Metazoa; Mollusca; Bivalvia; Venerida; Veneridae. The record is from RefSeq and is a predicted model, not a curated record.
UUCCCCGUGUUUUCCCACAAAAUGACUGGUUUCCGUACUUCUACGCGCUUCCCGAAGGAAAAGAUUUGUCAGUACAGGAAUCGGUUUUUGGGAUUUCCACUUUUUUAGAAGGAAUGGACUUUAAGUGCAGUAGAACACGUAUUUAAGGAUUUCUGGUAUUGAGAAUUCUAUAAUGAUAUGGACAGUUUGUCAGAUGAUGAUAUUGAGUUGUUGAAACAAACACCAGAAGAGGACAGUCAGGAAAAUACAGCUUCUGGCUCCAGUCAGCUAGAUUCAAACUUUAAUACACAGGAACUGAUAAAACGUGCAAAGUAUUCAAAUGAUAGUUUAGACCUGGCCCCGGCACUUGCCUUGCAGACUGCGUUUAGCUCCCUUCAGAAAAAGCACAAUGACCAGCUUAAAAAGAAUAAAGAGCUGGUACAGGUGAAUAAAUCAUUCAAAAAAGCGCUAAUGGAUGCAACACAGGGGAACCAGGGACAGUUUCAGAAUAUGGAUGGAUACAUGCAGGAUGCACAGGUAGUACAUGCUGCUGGGGGAACAAGUGAGGAUGAUUCAAUUGCAGAGAACCGUGCUAAACAGGGAUAUGUUCAGCAUUUACAAAGGGAAGUUCUUAUUUCGGCAAAUGCUAUACAGUUAGGAAAUGAAGAAAUUGCUAGGCUUAAACAUUCAAAUGAAGAGUAUGAAAGGGAGGCAGUAAAACAUUUAAGAAAAAUUGAAGAACUGCACUCCAACUGUGAAGCAAUGACAGAAGACAUAAAAGUAAUGAGAAAUGAAAUUGAUAGGAAAAAUUUAGAGGUUGCACAGAUGAAAAAUGCACUGCAAUCAGAACAAGAACUCAAUCAUAAUCUAAAACUUAGCAAUGAAUCAUUACAAGAACAACUUGAAACAAACAAGAGAACUGGCUUUUCAGGUCAAAGUGAAAUACAAACUUUAAGGUCAAGUUUGGCAGCAGCUGAAAAUGAGUUAAGGAAGUCAGUUUCACAAUAUAGGGAACUUGAUAGAAAGUUUGUUGAAUCAGAAAAGAGUAGGGGAAUAUUGGAAGCCAAAUGUAAACAGUAUGAAAUAGAAGUAAAUAUAAGAAGUCAACAAAGACAGGUGGAUGACACUGAUGAUGUUGAUGGUGAUGUUGAAGCCUUAAAAAAAGCAUUGGACAUUCUUCGUACGCAACAAGAUGAAGUAAAAGAUCUCAAAAAGAAAAUUUCAGAUCAGCAACGAAUUAUUUCUCAGAUACAGAGUACUGGUAAAAAGCUACCAGGCAGGUCCCUGGAUACUUCGUCAUUUCGUCCUGAAGCACAAGGAUCAUCUUUUAAUCCGUAUCAGGAACUUCCUGUUUAUGAAAACUAUUCAGGUUUACAUCAGAACGCACAAAUUGGCCAUUCUCCUAUAUCUAGACGAAGUAGUGACAGAGGAGACUAUAGGAGCAGAGAAAGACCUGGACAGAAAACGAGUCCGAGGGUUGACGAUACAAUACGACCAACAGGAAACGUUACUCCGAUGCUUGCCAUGGAAACAAACCAACAACCAAAACGGAUGGAAUUGGCAGGCAACUUUGAUUCUGCAAAUGUAGUUAAUCACAACAGAAGUCCUGCAGAAAAUCUGAUUGAUCCAAAACAUAGUAAUAUUAUUAAGUCAAAUACACAGGAAAAUACAUUUCCAAGAACUUCUGUUUCUGCAAAUCAGCCUGCCUAUGCUCAACAAAGUCCAAGAAAUGCUGCUAGUCCAAGAGCAGAAAAUAUUCAUGACCCAUACGGUUCAGCAUUUGUAGAAUCUCCUAGAGCUAAAGAGACUUUUAAUAAUCCAAAUGUUUCAAAUAAUCCAGCAUUAUUUCAGUCUAGUUCACAAGAAACAGCUUUCAUUCAGGCUGGUGCUAGACCAAGAGUUCCAACAAGCUCAGCCAAUAUUAAUUACUUAAAUCAGUUUGAUAGUCAAGAAAUUUCAAGUCCGAGGCAGAAACAGCAGCAGAGGAUUCCAGAUCGAAUGACGCAGUCUGAAAUUAUUGUUAGAGGGAGACCUUCAGAUAAUAAUGCUAUGACUCGAUCAGUACUCGACCCCUUACAACCACUUGAAAUACCUCAGUCCGCUAAUGGCAAACAGAGUGAGUUCGUACAUGCAGAAACUUCAGGGGUUGGUCAAAAUAUAGUUAUACAACAACAGAAUGCUAGCGACCAUACCUACCAAAAUCAGUAUAGAGAACAGUAUAAUGAACCAGAUUAUGAAAAUAUAUACAAUGCAAACGCACAAACAGAAACAAAGCGUCCAAUUGAGGAACAUGAGGAUACUGUGUUUGUAACAGCUAAUCCGCGAGAGCUUCGUAACAUUGUUAGGCCUGUGCAAGAAGAGACAACAGAAGGAAAUGUGGCGGCAGUUAAAAUAUGUCCUGUUUGUAAUGAAGAAUUUUCUCGCCUUACGCAAGACCAGUUUCAAAUGCACGUGUUUGAAUGUUUCGACACUUACGACGAAUCCCCAGCUACUCUACAGCCUGCAGCUGGUGGUACAACAAAUGAUGAUGAUAGAACUUGUCCAAUGUGUGGAGAUGUUUUUCCAGUUACAAUCCCCCAGGAGACUUAUGAACAGCAUGUUCUCGCGCAUUUUGGGGAGGAUCCAAUGGUAGAACGUUUUGAAUUGCUUCAGCCUUGAUUUUAUUACCUUUAACCUCUGCCUGCUAAAUUUCUAAAAUGGACUGGUCCAUCAUUCAAUUUGGGCAGUACCAUUAUUUUAUUAUUUGAAGAGGUGUUCAGUGGAAAUUUACAAACUGAAUAGCGAACAGUGCAGACCAUGAUUAGCCUGCAAAUCUUGGACUGCACUGGUCGCAAAGGCAGACUAACUCGCCACCAGCAGGCUAGAGGUUAAUACAUGAUUUACCCAUCUUUUAGUGGGGCAAACUUAACUUUCAAUGUACAGUGAAAUCUCUGUACCUCAACAAGGAAGUAAGUUGUUGUACACAGGUUGUUGUUUGCUAGAGAUUUGCUAAGAAAAUGAUAUAAUAGGAAAGCAGAUGUUUGCCUUUUUGUGUGAUGGUGUCAUUGGCAGAGGUUCGACUGUAAAUGCCUGACUGGGUUAAAGAAGUUGACCAUCAUAUUAUCUUAAAGUCACAUUAAAGCUAAAAAAACAAAUGUAUUUCUAUUAAAACACAGUCAUUAACUUAAUAUAUAAGUUGUCACAAGGAGCAUUCUGUGUGUAACCAGUCAGUCGUUUUUGUAUUUGAAACAUACAUGUAAUGCUGAGUUCAUUGACCCAUUGUUGCAAUUGUUUGACAUGUACAGUCAGAUUCUACAUGACCAUUUUGGCAAAGGGUGUAAGUAGAUUUAUGGCAGAAUUAAUAAGUUGAACGUGCAUUGGUGGGCUCCUGUAUUACACAGCCACUUGUUUUAAGCAGCUAGUUAGCUAACUUCCCAGAUUGAGUGUUUGUUCUAGUUUUAUCUUGUGUUAGGCAGUCACUCUCUGCUGGCUGUUUAAUACAGGUUUGACUGUACAUGUAUUUAAAACAAAAACAGUUUGAACAGGUUAUUAAUCUGAAAUCGUUUGAUUUCAUGGGCAUAAAGUUCCAUUCUACUAAGUUUACACAAAAAUAAGACAUAAAUUUGUGGAUUUCCUAUUUUAAAGAUACAGUAACAGGAUUUUGUUUAUUCUUUAGGAUUUAAUUUUGCAGAUUGACCCAACCAUAAAAUCCACAAAAAAUAGUCCCCCAGGAAGAUAAGUGAUUUCACAGUAUUGAGUAAAUGACCUUUGCAAGAAAGGUCAUUUUGUAUCUGACUUUGAAAUGAAAAACUUAAGCAAACACUUGCUAACCAAGUUGUAGGUACUAAAAGUUCUGUCUCUAAAAUAUUCUUGUACUUUUUGGAAUGUAAAUAACUGGUCACUGACAUUUUUUGGUCUAAGUCAACAUUGGUAUUUACAGGAUUUUUGUAAAACUCAUUUUUUGCCACCAGGUUCACAUCAUACGCUUUUUAAAUGGAGAAAGUGCUUAUAUCAUAUCAUUGUGAACGCUAAGAAGUAGAAGAAGAUAACGUUGUUUAUACUUGGAAAACUAUUUGAUUCAGUGAGUUUUUAGGCAUUAUUAAUUUCAAAAACAUGUUUGUAUGCGAGGUGAAAUUGUAAAGUAUAUCAAAAGUUAUGAUUUUUAUAGAAUUUACUUAUCUUCCUGUUUAAACAUUUGGGUAUUUUACUGUACCACUGUUAACAUGCUGCUUUAAGAACUACUAGCGUUUCUUUAUAUAGUGCACUAAGCAGACUCAACUUGAUAAGAAAUAUAAAUUGUUUAUUAGGAAGUUUUGAAUAUGUAGUUGACUUAGUUGCAGGGGUUUUUGUGAAAAGGUAGAUUGCUUUGUGAAACAUUUAACAUGAGCCGUGUAGAGCUUUUAUUUGGCACUAUUUUUAAGAACAUUUAAAUUAAUUAUACGUUACUUCAAGCAGUUUGCUGGUAACCAUUUACAGCUCUGUUGACUGAGGCAGUCAUUAUACAGUGCCUUGCAAAAGGACACACUGCAAUAGGGGUGGCUAGGAUUCAGACCCAGACCCAACCAAUGUGUCCACUUUGGAAAUAUUAAACAGAGUAUAAUGUGUACAAAACUUCAUGGAUAUAUUUUAAAACAUCUAUACCUUGAGAGAGGCGAAAAGUGAUAUUCAUUUAAGAAACAAAUUAUGGGGAUAUAGCUAACAACUGAAUGUAAAAUAAAUUUGGCUGUUAUAAGUGUGAUCAAAGAAUAUAUACAGACAUACUGUAAACAACCCAAUAUACUUUUAUCCAAAUGGCAACUACAUAAUGAUUUAUUUCUUAAAUAGAUUUAUAAUUUUGUUUGCUUUUUUUCCGCAUUUGUUUAUUGAAUUUAAUGGUGCAUACUGGUGCUUUCAAGUAGAUGUCUGAAGUGACAAAAUCGUCAACUAACAGUGGCUGAUAGAAUAGCAAACGUUCAAAUAUGACAUCACAACACAGGCUUUCCAUGGGUCACUUGUGGGAAAAUACACAGGACGGUUUCAUACUGUGAAGUAAACUAUCAUAGCCAGACAAGUAUUGUGACCUCUGGAGUUCUCGACCUUUAGGGUCACAACAACAUUCACGAGAGUUGGUACACAUUAGCAGUAUAUAACAUCUUCCAGGGAAGCCUAUGAGAAUAGGGAAGAAAACAAAAAAUUGACAAGUUGCCCUUAUAUGAAAACAGUAUUGUGUUAGUGUUUCUUAUCUAUACAUGUUUAUUAAAAAAUAAUUUAAAGUAUGAAUCAUACAAUAAGGGUCACAGAAAAGGCAGAAUUUUAAAUUGUUUCAAUAGUAUAUACACCAGAAAUGUAGUAAAUAUUAUCAAAUUAUCAGUAUACUUCUAAGUCACUUGUAACAUUUAGACUUGAGGCAUAGCUCAACUUUAUAUAUUUUAUAUCAGUGAAAUGUUUUGUUACUAUGUGCAGUUUUACGUUGUAAGCUCAGUGGAAGAAUGACAAAUGUCUUAUCUGUCUACCUGUAACCUGAAGUUUACCCUGCCGUCCAGAUGUCCAGUAACAUUUACAUGAUAUUAUUGUAAUGCUUAAAUGCUAAAAAUACAGUAAUUGAAAUUGAUGUUUGUUUUUCCAGUUGUUACUUCCAGCAAAAAAUAUGGUUAAUGAAAUUAUCAUGCUAUUCAUAAACUUUUUCAAUAUCUGAAGCUUAUAAAGCGUCUAAAUGGCAGACUAGGCUUCCAGUUCUUGGACUGCCGGACAGUUCAGUAUUAAUGUUCAUGCACCUUUCGAGUUUGAUUGAAUAUAACUUCAUUGCUAUAUUAUAUAACUAUAACUGUUUAAUCUUAAAAUCUUUAACAAAAGCAAAAUGCUUAUAUGAUAUAAAUUUUUCGAGUUUAUGAAUGGUCAGUAAAUACUUGAAAAUGAAAUGAUAGGGGGCGUUAAUGCUGAAAUGUACAUUUGUUAUACGAAUAAUAGUCAUUUCAAAACUCUGUGAAUAAACAGAAUAUUAUCAGAUGUGUGAUGUCUUUUGUGAUAUAUUUUAAUGUUUGAUGUGUGUGAUGUCUUUUGUGAUAUAUUUUAAUGUUUGAUGUGUGUGAUGUCUUUUGUGAUGUAUUUUAAUGUUUGAUAUUGUGUUUCAAAGUUUGUAAAUGUUAAUACUAGUAUUUUCUUCAUGCUGAAGAACAAGUGUUAUUUGUGUAAAAGUAUGUAAUAAAAAGAUUGUUAGCUUUGUAUCAGUCAAUAAUUGUGCACAAGUUCCGUCACUGAAUAAUGUUGCACUUACAAGAUCAUGCAAAAUCUUUGCUGUAAAAUUAGUUAUUCUUAAGUAGUAUAUACACAAAGUGACUUUCCACUCAAUAGUCAAAAUUAUUUGUCAAAGGCCUAAGGCAAGCCAUUUAAUAAGUGUUAUUUAUAACAUUGUAUCAGGAGUCAGUUUUCUGUAAGUUGUUUUUAGCCUAGCAGACAUGUGUUGAAUAAAGACUGAUCAUAUUUUGGUUUGGUAGCACAAACUGUGGGUUGGUUAUUUAUAAGAAGUAUUGUAAUAACCUAGUUAUGAGAAAUACGUGUCUUGUUGUUAUUUUUAGUAUGAGCAAUCGUAACUAAUUAAACUUCGAAAUAUC